AUGACUUCAGAGAUAUUUCACCUCCAAAGGUCGCACCGAUUGACCCAAAAGGCGUCAGACGAUUCUUUCCGCAGGCAGAGGGGACGAGACCAUCGGUCAAGUUUUCCGUUCACUGGGCCUAUGGGAAGCGGGAAAACCGAAGCCGUUGUCGCAUUCAUCAAGCGAUACGGCAUCGGCAAGCGUGUCUUGUGGCUAGCUCCACGGAUCACUCUUAGCGCCAACACGGAACAGAGGCUAGAGGAGGCCGGGAUCUCUUUUAUCAACUACACGAAGAUCACCGUAGAGCAAAAGCGGGUGGGGGCGCUAGACCAACGACCUUAUGUUAUCUGCUCGAUCCAGUCGCUUCACUACCUCUCAAAGCCCUUUGAUAUUGUCAUUGGCGAUGAGAUCAAAACGAUCUUGAACACAUUCGGAGGCGGUGCCAAUAUGCAUUACAAUCUCAACACGAACUGGGUGGCCUUUAAUAGCGUCAUAGAUAACGCCGCCAAAGUCAUUCUCAUGGAUGCGUUGACAAAGAAGGCGACGACAAACUUAGUGAAGGGCUUCAUACGAAAGACGUCGAGCAACAUCAGCGAUCACCUGGAGGUAUUCAAAACGGCAAGGCAGCCAACAUCUCGCACGUUACGUAUUGUGGCUCCCGACGACACACCCCGCGCGUUUGACAACUGGGUGGCCAUGAUGUAUCAAGCCCUUGAGGUGGGGGAAAAGCUUUACGUCUUCACCCCCUUCAAGAAAGGGAAACAGGGGAUCAACACCAUCACUCAGGUACUGUUGAAGGCGUUCGAUUGGACAGACAAGUGGGAGGUUCUCAGUUACUAUGCUGAGGAGGAGCAGGAAAAGCAGGACCUAUGCGAUGCAAACGUGAUAUGGGGCCGAAAUGAAAUGCGUUGCAUUGUCACGAACAGCGCGAUAUUGGUCGGCGUAAACUUUGACAGGAAGGACGUUUCCGAUCAAAUAUUCUGUCUAUACGCGCUCAUCCUCCCGUCCCGAGACUUCCCCCAAGCGCUCUAUCGCGCCUAG
Molecule: messenger RNA, 1020 nt
Organism: Fimicolochytrium jonesii
Lineage: Eukaryota; Fungi; Chytridiomycota; Chytridiomycetes; Spizellomycetales; Powellomycetaceae
Exons: 2
Coding region: 1-1020 (339 amino acids)
Biological process (GO): DNA replication
Molecular function (GO): ATP binding; DNA replication origin binding
Source: RefSeq, a predicted model, not a curated record